CCCUAGGUAGGUUACCUGGUUUCGAACGCUCCCAUUGGGUCACAGAUAGUCACGUGACCCACUACAACUUCUCUGCUGGCUCGUCUAACGCUGUUCGGGAUACACGCGAAUAACGGUGUCACCGCAGCCGCACGCUUCUCUGACAGUGCUGAGUUGCCUCUUGUAUUGCCGUUGAGUGACUCCGCGAGUAGUGCAAGCGGACGUGCCAUCUAAGCGGAUACUACCGGAUAUCGUCCAUUGGCGCACUUUCUUUUACCGGCUUACUAUGAACGGCACGAACGUGCGGUGGCUGUUAUGGCUGGGGCUAGCGCUGUGCGCCGUCACCGAAGCCAGGAAACCUCUGAGGAAGGUCAGCCUCACAAGCACGACAGGCGCCAACUCCAAAAAGAUUGUCUGCUAUUUCACCAACUGGGCUCAGUAUCGCGUCGGUGACGGAAAAUUCCUGCCAGAGGACAUCGAUACGGAGCUGUGUACGCACAUCAUCUACGCCUUCGGGUGGAUGAAAAAGCACAAGUUAUCCGCAUUCGAUGCUGCUGAUGACACUAAGAACGGCAAGAAGGGCCUGUUCGAGCGCACAGUAGAUCUGAAGAAGAAGAACCCCAAGCUCAAGGUUCUUCUUGCAGUCGGAGGCUGGUCCUUCGGCACGCAACGCUUUAAAGAGAUGGCUGCCAACAGCUACAAUCGUCGACUCUUCAUCUUUAGUGCCAUCAAUUUCCUUCGUCGUCGUAACUUUGACGGACUUGACCUUGACUGGGAGUUCCCUAGGGGUGGAGAUGACAAGAAGAACUUCGUUCAACUUGUCAAAGAACUUCGGGAAGCCUUCGAAGCCGAGGCCAAAGAGAAGAAGCUUCCUCGUCUGUUGCUCACAGCUGCUGUGUCCGCCGGAGCCGAGACCAUCAAGACGGGCUAUGAUGUUCCAGCUGUAGCUGCUUACGUCGACUUCCUCAACGUCAUGUCCUACGACUUCCAUGGGAAAUGGGAUUCUGUUACGGGACACAACAGUCCUCUGUACGCACAGGCUAACGAAACAACUUGGAGGAAACAACUCUGCCUUGAUUUCGGUGUGAAGAUGUGGGAACGAAUGGGUGCUCCGAAGGACAAGCUGGUUGUUGGCACGGGCACCUAUGGCAGGACAUUCACCCUGGCCAACCCCAGCAAGAAUGGCAUGAACGCGCCUUCAGCGGGAGGCGGAGAAGCAGGUCAAUUUACCAAGGAAGCUGGCUUCCUCGCUUAUUAUGAGGUUUGCGACAUGCUGAAGAAUGGAGCCGAAUAUGUAUGGGACGAUGAACAGCUGGUCCCGUACGCCUUCCUCGGUAACCAAUGGGUUGGCUUCGAUGAUGAGCGGAGCAUCAGGACGAAGAUGAACUGGAUCAAGACAAAUGGCUACGCUGGGGCCAUGGUCUGGACGGUUGACAUGGAUGACUUCCGGGGACGGUGCACCUCCAAAAAAUGGCCACUUAUUGGAGCCAUGGCCGAAGAGUUGCUUGGAAAGCCUAGCCGAGGACCAAAGAAUAUCUUACCGAAAGCAAUAAGAACAACGGCUCGUACUACAACUACCCGGUCCCCCGCUGCAAGGAGGAUUGACAAUGAAAAGGAAGAUAUCAAGCCGAAUACAUUAAAUGACGCACCAGAACCAGACACCAACGCCCGAGUGGUUUGUUACUUCACCAACUGGUCGGCGAAGCGUCGUGGUAUGGGUCGCUUCAAGCCUGAAGACAUCGACCCACAGCUCUGUACGCACAUCGUUUAUGCAUUUGCCAACAUCAAGGAGUACAAGCUAGUCGCUACGGAAGAGGUGGACGAGGGAAAGGCUCCUGAAAAAGGUUUCUGGGAAAGGGUUGUGGACCUGAAAACGAAGAACCCAUACUUGAGAGUGUUGCUUGGUGUUGGUGGAUGGAUGGUGGGAUCGGGCCCCUUCCGCGAGCUCACAGAAAAUACCUACAGGCAAUCCCUUUUCGUCUUCAAUACGAUUGAUCUCCUGCGUGAAAAAGGAUUCGACGGAUUGGACGUCGACUGGGAAUUUCCCCGUGGCGCUGAGGACAAGAAGAAGCUUACUGGACUCAUCAAGGAUUUGAGGACGGCUUUCGAUGGCGAAGGAGUUGCCUCGAAGAAACCCAGACUUCUGCUGACCAUGGCUGCACCAGCUAGCUUCGAAGCUAUUUCCGCAGGAUACGACGUCGAAGAGCUUACAAAGUACGUCGAUAUGAUCAAUGUGAUGACAUACGACUUCCACGGGGAUUGGGAGCGACAGGUUGGACACCACAGCCCGCUAUUCCCUCUCUACAGCGCCAGCAACUACCAGAAGAAACUCACAGUGGAUUAUAGCGCUGCCGAAUGGGUCCGCAAGGGUGCUGCGAAGGAGAAGAUCCUCGUAGGUAUACCUACUUACGGCCGUACCUUCACGCUAGGAAACAACAACCUUACUGACAUCGGUGCUCCAGCUACGUCUGGAGGAAAGGCGGGCAACUACACUGGCGAAAAAGGAUUUUUAUCCUUCUUUGAAGUUUGCGAUCUCCUGCGCACGGGAGCCACAUUAGUAUGGGACAACGAACAAAUGGUUCCGUACGCUUACAAAGACGACCAGUGGGUUGGAUUCGACGACCAGAGAAGCCUGAAACUCAAAGUUCAGUGGCUCAAGCAAGCUGGCUAUGGAGGCGUCAUGGUUUGGUCCAUUGACCUUGACGACUUCCGGGGUACGUGUACCGGCCAGUCCUACCCUCUGCUCAGUGCAGUGAGGGAAGAGCUCAAAGGUUACAAGGUGGCCAAUUUGGAAGCAGCUUCUUCGAACGUCCUUACUUCUUAUGGACAACUGAUUGAUCCGGACGAAGUAAUUUGUGACGAAGAAGACGGCCACAUCAGUUACCACCUCGACAAGAAGGAUUGCACCAUGUACUACAUGUGCGAGGGAAAGAGAAGACACCACAUGCCAUGUCCACACAACCUCGUCUUCAAUCUUAACGAAAGCGUCUGUGAUUGGCCAGAGAAUGUGGAGGACUGCAAGCACAUAGGAACCACAAAGUAGACAAACACGGACUUCUGUGAACCAACGAAGGGACUUUGUGCCUUCGGCUGAGAGACGAAUGUGCCUUCGCCAACGCUGAGAAAAUGUUUCUUAUUAGGACUCGUUUAAGACAAUCGCCACGUGGGUCCGCAGUUCAGAUGAUCGACGUAAGUCACGGCUUCUUCAAACGCCGCUUAAUGGAAAACAAAAACGGGACAUGAAGCACUUACAUGUACAUGGGUCACAAUAUCCAACGUUGUUUGCGUGCGUGCUAUAGAACGUUCUAAAACGUCAUAGUCGUAAAAGCGGCGCGUGAGGUAUUUUAUUACAGUAUUUGCGACCAAAAGAAAAGGUCGUGGCUAUUGCUUUCGUUAUUCUUUGACAGAUGUGUCACGCUUUGGGGUCAACCAAAAUUUAAUCGUUUCGCAAAUUACACUUGUAGAGUUUCAACCCGCUGAGGACUACUGUGUUCCUCUCGAAGUGCAAGGGUAUUGGACGUUUUUCUUACGUGAAAUUUAAAUCGCAGCACGUCAAAUUUCUCUUUGAGUACGGCUUGCAGAAUCGUCGCAUCUCAAAUACAGCGGAAAACGGUUCACAAGUAAACGUGGAGCGUGAAGCAUGCCUGCCGCUUGGUGGUCUAUCAUGAUAUCGGCGAUACGCGCAUGUCUCCGUUUUAUCAUCGCGGGUGCCGAAGCCAGGCAGGCUGUGCUAUUGCCGCGACGAUUCUGCACGCUGCACUCUGGGGUUUAUUUAGCGAUUCAGAUUUUUCAGAUAUUUAGGGAUUGAUUUUUAGCAUUAUAUAAACGUUGUACUUUUGUGCGGUUUCUUCGACGCAUGCUAGUUCACUGAUUGCAAAGUCACAUUCAUGUUGAUGUUAAAAAAUAAUAGGGAGAAAAAGUCACACUCAAUAACGGGGCGUGUGGCCGUUUCUAUGUGAAAUAGCAUGCUGGGCUAAGUUAUAAAAGUUGAACUGAUGUAGUAGAUUCACGCCCCCUUGUGUCCUUUUUCCGCCCCCUUUCCCCUUUUCUCCCUCUUACACCACAGCGCGGCGCUUUUGUUACAUUUACAGGGAUUUCAGUUCAGAUCCGUUGAAGUGUAGGCAAUGCUAGUGAUGGAUGGAAAGGCGUCUUCGAAUAUUUCAAAUGCUAUAUGAAGCAUGUUCAGCACGCGACGUAGGGCAUACAUUAUCACGCUAAGAAUGCAGCAAACCAACUCCGGAAAAUAUGAACAAUACAACGUGCGGUUAAUUUAGAACCUAUAAGGAAAAAAAAAAAAACUAUUGGAACAGCAUCAUUGUUCAAAGAGACCUGACAUACAAGCGCAUGUCCUCAAGAACCACCCACGCAAAUGUCAAGCUUCUGAGAUUAAUGAUUUUUCACAUUUAGCCAUCUUACUUUCGAAAUAAUAAUUAGGAGUAUAUUUAUGUGUGGUUACCUCAGCAAAUAAUGUAUGACUUGAAAUUACAAGAUUUUGGCACACAGCCCAAGCUAAGUUGGGCUGUUGUGCACAUUGCGCAGAAUGCGGUCGACGUCAAUGAAGUUUCCUGAAGCCAACGCACUUUCAGUGUACGUUGUGUACUUUCUCGGCUAGAAGACGCAAUGAACGAAAAACAAAUUAACCAGAUGAAACUUGUAGCAUUGAUUAUUUGGUGCACGGAUAACUCAUCCCAACUGUAGCCCACACUUUAGAAAUGACGAUGCUAGAAAGCAUGUAAACAUCAUCAUCAUCACGUUAGAAACGGCGCACGCUUGGUUUAGUGACCGUGAUAAGAUCGGCAAUCCAUUUAGCACAUGACACCAGUAACUCUUGAAGUACCUUGAAGAAUCGUUCGAGAUCCCCGGGUUCACGGGCAGCAAUUUUUAAGCAGUUGGCCAGUAUCUUACAGAUUUUAUGGAAAAAGAGAAGGAUUAACCGAAAUUGACGCCGAACACACUCUUCAGGCGACGUUCAUUUUGGGAGCACGUGCAAGGAAGCGUCUGUUAGUUUGGAAGCAGUUCUAAGACGACAAUUUAUGGCUUUGAAAGUGGAGAGCACGCAAAACUCUCUGUCCUUCUUACAGAUUAUUUUAUUGGAGUUAAUAACAAUGACCGACCUAUUGUUAGCGUUCAUAUAUUCCAAAUGGUCUGAACUGAAGCCUUCCCGAAAGAUGUAGUACAGAGUGACAUUCACCGAGCUGUCGCGACAACUUUUAAGUGUAGACUCUGACGGAACGUGAAACGGCUGGUUAACCAAACGUCCGAACUGUACAAUUCCUCCCUUCACGAAAAUAACACGUUAGCCGCAGUGGGAUUCGCGAAAUCGCCACGGAGACCUACGUUAUCUGUAGCGUCAUACCAAGGACUCGUCCCAGAAAUUCCUUUCUCGUGCAUGCACAAGGCUAGUGAGAGUUGCUUUUCCUUCCGUCGCUCCCGUUGAAUCACUCUGUUGUGAUAUAGCACAACUGUCGUCUUUGCUCAAUAGCUAUUGGCCGUCACUGGGAAGUCCGUUGCGUACUUGACAGGCUGGGUUCUUAGGGGCGCAACGGUCGUGAACCGUAACGGGUGUCAGUACAAAGCAUAGAGACACCGUCGUGUGAUCCAAAUACGGAUAUGGCGCCCUACUGCCUAAGAUCGUCAUCAUAAUCAUCAAGGUGCGGAUGAUGAUGAAUGGGAAGUCGCCACGAAUCGUUGCGCUAUUUCGGUGUAGCAAGUGUCGGUAAAUGGCAACUUCUGAAUGAGCCAUUCCUUGCACAGUGAAGCCCAGGUAUAGUUUAACCCUUACUAUACCUGCAGCGCCAUCCCCCACUUACGCUCAUGGAAAUGUGUGGACGUUGCGAUAUGGCACGAGACGCGACGAUAUAAGCGGGCAACGGAGAGGUGACUUUCCAUUUGAUGGCUCCUUUCUACCACAAUAUCUGUGGACGUAGUGCUUCUAUUCGGUGUCCCGUGUGUGCAUGUUGUUGUGUUUCGCAUAAUGGGAAAUGAUUGUACACAAAUAGCAUUUCUCCUCCACUCACUAUUCCGGUAACAUUGCCGCAGUGUAGAUUUCGCUUUUUCUCUCUUUGUUAUUUAUUAUACCGUUUACUUGUGUUACGUGUUUCUACAAAACCUGUCUACAAGUGUGCCUUGACGAUCAUCUCUGAGUGACGUUCGAAAUAAAGGUGGUAUUGCGAAUA
Ornithodoros turicata is the source of this 6155-nucleotide messenger RNA. RefSeq names its product probable chitinase 10 (gene Cht7). The record is from RefSeq and is a predicted model, not a curated record. Gene Ontology annotation, cellular component: extracellular region. Gene Ontology annotation, molecular function: chitinase activity; chitin binding. The coding region runs from base 266 to 3022 and encodes 918 amino acids. Lineage: Eukaryota; Metazoa; Arthropoda; Arachnida; Ixodida; Argasidae. The transcript is spliced from 15 exons. Gene Ontology annotation, biological process: carbohydrate metabolic process; chitin catabolic process.